Molecule: messenger RNA, 1065 nt
Organism: Dichomitus squalens LYAD-421 SS1
Lineage: Eukaryota; Fungi; Basidiomycota; Agaricomycetes; Polyporales; Polyporaceae
Product: P-loop containing nucleoside triphosphate hydrolase protein
Exons: 7
Coding region: 1-1065 (354 amino acids)
Biological process (GO): DNA-templated DNA replication; DNA repair
Cellular component (GO): Elg1 RFC-like complex; Rad17 RFC-like complex; nucleus
Molecular function (GO): DNA binding; ATP hydrolysis activity; DNA clamp loader activity
Source: RefSeq, a predicted model, not a curated record
AUGCGUGUGGAGGAUAAUGAGCCCAUCAACUGGCCGGCUAGUGGAAAGGGCAAAGGGAAGGGCAAAGCCGCAGCGCAUGACGAGCCGUACGACCUCGAGAACCUACCAUGGGUGGAGAAGUACCGGCCGGUGACAUUGGACGACGUCGUGUCCCACCACGAUAUCACGAGCACGAUCGAGAAGUUCAUUGAGAAGAACAGGUUACCGCACCUGCUGUUCUAUGGUCCGCCUGGCACAGGAAAGACAUCGACCAUCCUCGCCGUCGCGCGGCGAAUAUACGGCACCGAGUACCGGAAGCAGAUCCUCGAGCUAAACGCGUCCGACGACCGUGGCAUCGAAGUCGUCCGCGAGCAAAUCAAGAACUUCGCUGAGACGCGCACGCUCUUCUCCAAAGGCUACAAGCUCAUCAUCCUCGAUGAGGCCGACAUGAUGACCACCGCCGCGCAGUCCGCGCUACGGCGCGUGAUCGAGCAGUACACGAAGAACGUCCGGUUCUGUAUCAUCUGCAACUACGUAAACAAGAUCAUCCCCGCCAUCCAGAGCCGUUGUACGCGGUUCAGGUUCUCCCCGCUUCCGAUACCAGAGGUCGAGAAGAGAGUGAAUAAUGUGAUCGACGCUGAAGGGGUGAAGAUCACGGCGGAGGGAAAGCAGGCCUUGCUCAAGCUCUCGAAGGGCGACAUGCGUCGCGCGCUGAACGUCCUUCAAGCGUGUCACGCUGCGUACGAGCUCACAGGAGAGGCCGAGAUAUAUAACUGCACCGGCAACCCUCAGCCCGCAGACAUCGAGACGAUCGUCAAUUCAAUGCUUCAAGACGACUUCACGACGUCUUACAAUUUGAUCUCUGCUUUGAAAAUUGAUCGCGGGCUGGCGCUGCCAGACCUGAUUAACGGCGCGUACGAGUACAUCGAGACGAUCAACUUCAAGCCCCAUGCGCGCAUAUACCUGCUGGAUUUCCUCGCUACGACGGAGCACCGACUGUCGACGGGCGGGAGCGAGAAGCUCCAAUUCACGGCCCUCCUAGGUGCGUUCAAGCAUGCCGUCGAGCUGUCUGCGAAGGAUCCGUGA